This is a messenger RNA of Dichotomopilus funicola, 360 nucleotides long. RefSeq names its product cytochrome c oxidase assembly factor 6. Gene Ontology annotation, biological process: mitochondrial respiratory chain complex IV assembly. Gene Ontology annotation, cellular component: respiratory chain complex IV; mitochondrial intermembrane space; mitochondrion. Bases 1 to 360 code for a protein of 119 amino acids. NCBI's taxonomy places the organism in Eukaryota, Fungi, Ascomycota, Sordariomycetes, Sordariales, Chaetomiaceae. The record is from RefSeq and is a predicted model, not a curated record. The transcript has 2 exons.
AUGGGUCUGUUCGAUUACUUCACCUCUUCCAGCCCGGCCGACAAGCGCGCGACGGAGGUACGCACUGGAGCCGUCGCCCCGACCCGUGCCGAGCGAGACCGCUGCUGGGUCGCUCGCGACGCCUACUUUGCCUGUCUGGACGCCAACGGGAUCGUCGACGCACUCAAAGACGAGAAGGCGGCAGCGAAAGCGUGUGGGAGUGUGGGGGAAGAGUUUGAGAGGGAUUGUGCGGCGCAAUGGGUGACAUACUUCAAAAAAUGGCGGGUGCAGGACAUCCAGAAGAAGGCACGCUUGAAAGAGCUCGAGGCUCAGGGGGCAAACAAGAUGGAUAUCCAGACGGACUUCGCGGAGCGGAAAUGA